AGGGUCUCGCGUUGGAACUGGAAUACUCCACAAAUGGUCUGAAAGGAGAAGACAUCUUAAAAAUUGGAAGUCUGUCUCUGUGCACGUGUGUGUUGGGAUGAAGCACCUGUGGGACGGCCACUUCCUGCUGCUCAUCCUGCUCCACCUGCUCGGAGCCGUCACCUCGCAGGUCAACCCAGGUGUGUGUCGGUAUCCUCUGGGCAUGUCGGGGGGGCAGAUACAGGACGAGGACAUCUCCGCCUCCAGCCAGUGGUCCGAAUCCACCGCCGCUAGAUACGGCAGGUUGGACUUCGAGGAGGGCGACGGCGCCUGGUGCCCGGAGAUAACGGUGGAGCCGGACAGCCUGAAGGAGUUCCUCCAGAUCGACCUGCGCUCGCUCCACUUCAUCACCCUGGUGGGCACCCAGGGGCGUCACGCGGGGGGCAUCGGCAACGAGUUCUCCCAGAUGUACAAGAUCAAGUACAGCCGCGACGGCAGCCGCUGGAUCUCGUGGCGGAACCGGCAGGGCAAGCAGGUGAUCGAGGGAAACAGGAACGCCUACGACAUCGUACUGAAGGACCUGGAGCCGCCCAUCAUCGCCCGCUACGUCCGCUUCAUGCCCGUCACGGACCACUCCAUGAACGUCUGCAUGAGGGUGGAGCUCUACGGCUGUGAAUGGCUGGACGGUCUGGUGUCGUACAACGCUCCAGUCGGAGAGCAGAUGCCGGCUUUACCCGCUUACUUCAACGACUCUGUCUACGACGGCGCCGUCAUCCACAGCAUGACGGAGGGCUUGGGCCAGCUGACGGACGGCGUGUGCGGCCUGGACGACUUCACGCACAGCCACGUGUACAACGUGUGGCCCGGGUACGACUACGUGGGCUGGACCAACGAGAGCUUCCCCAGCGGAUACGUGGAGAUCAUGUUCGAGUUCGACCGCACGCGCAACUUCACCACCAUGAAGGUGCACUGCAACAACAUGCACUCGCGGCGCGCCAGGGCCUUCCGCCAGGUGGUGUGUUACUUCCGGUCCGAGGCGGACUGGGAGGCGGCGCCGCUGAUCGCCUUCAGCCCCGCGGAGGAGGACGAGGAGGGUCCUCCGGGCGCGCGCUUCGUCACCGUCAACCUGGCCAAUCACAUGGCGAGCGCCAUCAAGUGCCAGUUCCACUUCGCCGACGCCUGGAUGCUGUUCAGCGAGGUCACCUUCCAGUCAGAUACAGCCAUGUACAACACCACCCUGACUCCACCCAAGACGGGCCUACCCCCUAACAUACAACCAGAGGACGACCCCACCCACAAAAUAGACGACAGCAACACCCGGAUCCUGAUCGGCUGUUUGGUGGCCAUCAUCUUCAUCCUCGUGGUCAUCAUCGUCAUCAUCCUGUGGCGGCAGGUGUGGCAGAAGAUGCUGGAGAAGGCCUCUCGCCGGAUGCUGGACGAUGAACUAACUGCCAGUUUGUCAAUACAGAGUGAGACGUUCGCUUACAACCAGUCGAGCACAAUCAGCGAGCAGGAGUCUAAUUCCACCUACGAGCGCAUCUUCCCCCUCGGCCCCGACUACCAGGAGCCGUCGCGCAUCAUAUGUAAGCUGCCGGAGUUUGCUCAGAGCUCGGAGGAGCCCGCUUCCAAAUCCACCAGCGCGGCGACCGCCGCCGCCGCCGCCGCCGGCGUGGCCGCCGCCGCCGCCGUCCAAGACGGCGCCCCUCACUACGCCGAGGCGCACAUCGUGAACCUGCAGGGCGUGACCGGAAGCAACACGUACGCCAUCCCCGCGCUCGCCAUGGACCUGCUGUCGGGGAAGGACGUCGCCGUGGAGGAGUUCCCGCGCAAGAUGCUCACGUUCAAGGAGAAGCUGGGAGAGGGCCAGUUCGGAGAGGUGCACCUGUGCGAGGCGAAGGGAAUGCAUGAGUUCAUGAAUAAGGAGUUUUUAUUCGACAUCCCAGAGGACCAGCCGGUUCUCGUGGCCGUGAAGAUGCUGCGAUCGGACGCCGACAAAAAUGCGAGGAACGACUUCCUGAAGGAGAUAAAGAUCAUGUCGCGUCUGAAGGACCCGAACAUCAUCCGCCUGCUGGCCGUGUGCAUUCACAGCGACCCGCUGUGCAUGAUCACGGAGUACAUGGAGAACGGCGACCUCAACCAGUUCCUGUCCCGCCACGAGCCCGAGGGGCAGCUGGCCCGGCUCAGCGACGCGCCGACCGUCAGCUUCAGCAGUCUGUGCUACAUGGCGGCGCAGAUCGCCUCGGGGAUGAAGUACCUCUCCUCCCUGAACUUUGUCCAUCGGGACUUGGCCACGCGGAACUGCCUGGUGGGCAAGAACUACACGAUAAAGAUCGCCGACUUCGGCAUGAGCAGAAACCUGUACAGCGGCGACUACUACCGCAUCCAGGGCCGGGCGGUGCUGCCCAUACGCUGGAUGUCGUGGGAGAGCAUCCUGCUGGGUAAGUUCACCACGGCCAGCGACGCGUGGGCCUUCGGGGUCACCCUGUGGGAGAUACUCAACUUCUGCAAGGAGCAGCCCUACUCCCAGCUCACCGACGAGCAGGUGAUCGAAAACACCGGGGAGUUCUUCAGGGACCAGAAAAGACAGAUCUACCUGCCUCAGCCGGUGCUGUGUCCACACUCGCUCUACAAGAUCAUGCUGAGCUGCUGGAGGAGGAACACGAAGGAGCGGCCCUCCUUCCAGGAAAUACACCGAGCCCUCCUGGAGAGGCAGCCGUAAAUAAGACAGUGAUUCCCAGACUGCUCAUCUAUGGAAUAAAGACCAGGAUUCAGAUCCAGGUGCAUCUUGUUCCAGGACAGAGGAAACAGGAAGUGGGCUCCGAGAUGCGAUUUUUGGAGAUUGGUUGAUUCACGCUCUGCAGAGAUGGACAAAACCAGAGACUUUUGGUGUGUGUGUGUGUGUGUCAGUUUGAGCUCCAUCGGAUGUUUUAUAGACAUACAGGUAUUAUUACAACAACAGUAUCGAUUCUGUGUUAUACACCAACCCCCGAUGGUUUGGUCGUGACGUGUUCAAAGAGUAAAUGUAGCAUUCAAGUGACAUUCGGCACUUUUUAAAAUGUAUGUUUUCUUUCUUUUUUUUUACAAUUUUCAAAGAGUUAAAAUUUCCCGGGUUACAAAGUUUGAUAUUCAUUGCUGAAGAACGUUCUUGUGUUUUCUUUUGGAGAACGUAGCGGGGGAAACGUUCCGGUUGCAUCUCUUUUCUUUUCAAGUAUUUCAUCUCAGACCAACUCCACACAUUUAGAACAAAUGGAAGUAUCGGUGACACUUUCUAUGACGUCCACAUAGCAAAAUAAAUAUAUUUAUAAUGUGUUAUAAUCUGCUUAUAACACUGUAAAGUCAUAGUUAUAAGCACUCAUGCAUAUGCAUGCUUUAUAACAAUAAUAAUACACAUUAUAAAGCAUUAUUUAAUGACUUGUAAGGUCAUGAGUUAUAAUAAGUCCUGUUUGCUUGUCAAGGAUUAUAAUGUAUUAUAUUUUAUUUUUAAGUUGUAAUAUAUUAUAAUAUUGUUUGAAUCCAUUACUUUAAGUGUUCAUUGUUAACUUUAAAGGGAAGAAAAUAAUCAUUUAACCUUCAAGAACAACACUAAAUAUCGUAAAAUUAUUUAUUACUUUAAAGAAAGAAAACAAUGACCAGUUUUAUUAAUUAAUAUUCACGAUAAUGCAUUAUAAAAAAUAUAUUAUAGUGUAUUAGAUGGAAAAUAUAAUACACUAUGACCCUUACAUGGCUGGAAAUUAUAAAUAAUUAUGAUACUGGACCUUAUAAAUAGUUAUAUACUGCUGUAUAAUGAUUUAUGAUUUAUGUUAUAAAUCAUUAUGAAUGAGUGCUUGUAAUUAUAUAGUACAAUAAGCAGAUAAUAAUGCAUGAUAAGUAUCUUUAUAAUGCAUUAUAGAUCUAUAAAGUGUGACUUAAAUAUUAAGAAGCUCCGUCGUUGAACACAAAGUGUAUUUCCAAUAGAAACGUCUAAAUCUCAAACGUCAAUAUUUUGUAUUAAUAUUUAUAAGUUCAUACGUGGUUGUUCCGUUUAUGUUUUUGUUGAUAUAUUUGUGGAGUAACAUUCUUUUUAAGUUGACGUUUAUCAUAUUUGUUGUCAUUGACCUCAGCAUCGUUGGGAAGAUGUUGUUGUUGAACAUAAAUGGGAAUAUUCAGCCUAAUUCAUAUUCAGAUACGUUUGUAUUAGCUGACGAAAGCUAACACAGCUAAUGACUCAAGUCCAGGUUUAUAUAUUUUUUUAUUUUAUUGCCGUGUGCUGGAUUCUCUCCUCUUCUCCUCAGCACAUGUGUGUGUGUGUGUGUGUGUGUGUGUGUGUGUGUGUGUGUGUGUGUGUGUGUGUGUGUGUGUGUGUGUGUGUGUGUGUGUGUGUGUGUGUGUGUGUGUGUGUGUGUGUGUGUGUGUGUGUGUGUGUGUGUGUGUGUAACUCGUAGCUUGAACUUCAUCCUGCAUACCACUGUCCUCCUGCCACUGCAGCUGUAUUUACAGGCUCUUCCCUCGUAUCAGAGGCCUCGUUCUCACCCUCCUGCAUGGUAUUCUCAACGUUUCUGUCGAAGUUCAUCCUUAUCUCUCUGUUUCUUUCGCAAUCUGGGCAAAAAGAUCAGCAAAAGUAAGUUAAAUAUUCAUUUUGGAGACACGUUUGGGCGUUCCCAUGGGAUACAUAACAUAUUUUCAUUGCAUUUGCAAUCCUUGUAUUUAAAUGAGUUGGGGGCGGCACCCUGGCAGAUUUCAUGAUUAGUUUUAAUUCAUUUUUGUACUCAAAUGUUUGUUUGUUUUCGGUGAGAAUGGUUUUAUAUACGUUGUAGACAAAUGUUGUACAUUGAUGGGUUGAACUACAAAUAAACUGUUAACAGAGAA
Messenger RNA from Pseudoliparis swirei, 4824 nucleotides. It is a transcript of the gene ddr2a, whose product is annotated as discoidin domain receptor tyrosine kinase 2a. The record is from RefSeq and is a predicted model, not a curated record. Gene Ontology annotation, cellular component: signaling receptor complex; membrane. Bases 98 to 2698 code for a protein of 866 amino acids. The transcript has 17 exons. Gene Ontology annotation, molecular function: ATP binding; collagen binding; protein tyrosine kinase collagen receptor activity. Lineage: Eukaryota; Metazoa; Chordata; Actinopteri; Perciformes; Liparidae. Gene Ontology annotation, biological process: protein phosphorylation; multicellular organism development; positive regulation of kinase activity.